Molecule: messenger RNA, 1112 nt
Organism: Rhagoletis pomonella (apple maggot)
Lineage: Eukaryota; Metazoa; Arthropoda; Insecta; Diptera; Tephritidae
Exons: 3
Coding region: 510-1112 (200 amino acids)
Molecular function (GO): DNA binding
Source: RefSeq, a predicted model, not a curated record
UCGUCAACAAAGGGGCAUAACACCCCAUAGUAAAACAAUCCCCUUAAAAUUUAUUUUCAAGUGCUAAGGACAGGUCAGAUUUGCAUGAAUGUAUUUUUCUUAUUUAUUCACAGAUACUAAUACAUGAAAAACCUGCGCAUGCGCAAAACGUACAUUUCGCUCAAAGCUAUCUCACUUUGAUUUAGGGAUGGCAAUUAAAAUCAUUUGAUUGCAUAAAUCGAUUAUGUCGCAACGAUUUAAUUGAAUCCAACGAUUAUUUUUCUUAUCUCAAUUAAUCGAUUAAUCGAUUUAUUUUGCUUAGGAUAAUCGAAAAAUAUACACGGUUCAAAACAACAGUAAAAAGUAUUAUUCUCUUUACGUGUGGCUAGGCUAAAAAUAAAUAUCAACGUAAACGGAACCAUAUAGCAACUAUACUAAAUAAUUAGGGUACAACCCUGUUAUAAGUGGACACCCUUCGUGAAAAUUAACGUACGCAUUUGGAGUUUACUAAAGAGUUAAAAUAUUCUACCAUGGCACCGCCGAAAAGCAUUGCAUGGAAUCAUUUUGAUAAGCGAGGAAAUAGUUUGGCAAAAUGCAAGUAUUGUGCAAAAAUAAUUAAUACAUCAAAUAACACCACGAAUAUGAUGCAACAUUUGAAGCUAAAGCAUGCCUUAGAAAUUUCGAAGUCCGAGAAAAAUUGCGACAAAAUAAUUUUCAUUGAGGAAGGCGCAUCUACGUCAUCUGCUGCAUCUAUCAGCAAGGAAUCCAGUGGCAAAGAACUUGCGUCAAAAAUGUGUUCUGGUGUUAAAUUUCAAAGGUCUCGCCAGCCAAGUUUGUUAGACGUUAUGUCAAACGUAACAGAUUACAAAGAAGGAGGCGAAAAGCACUCAAAAUUAACUUUGUCAAUAGCGAAGAUGGUAGUUAUUGACAACUUACCUUUCCGCUUUGUUGAAGGAGUGGGCUUAAAAAAAUUUGUAAAGAAUAAUUUUCCUCUCUACAAAAUUCCAACGAGAAAUACAAUCAAAUCGCAUAUUGAUAAUCUGUUUGAGGAAGAAAAUACUAAAUUUAAGGCAUUUAUAAAAGACUGCAAUCAUAUCUGUUUAACAACUGAAUAUGGACAGAUACUCAAAUGA